CCGAAACGCCCGCCGUUCCAUUUGGCUCGCGAUCAUUGAUCUUACCUACUUGGCGCUGUUAAUUCGUAUUAUUAAUUCAAUCAAUCACGGGUCGGAUUGGAUUGGAUUGGACUGCCUGGCUGGCUGGCAGCAGCUGCCCUAACGAUCGAUCACCCGGCAAUCGGCGAUCGACGGAUCUGUUGGGAUCGUUGAUCUCGUGUGCUGAAUGUAUCUGUAUCUGUAUCUCCACCGUGUUAAAGUAUUUGUGGAGAUGCGUGUGUCUUUGGCAUUUCACAAAUGCGGCGGCGUUCUAGUUUUGCCCUGUCGAAUAGAAUUUCUGUCUUGUCGGCCUGACGUUUUGCCUCUUGGCUAAUUUAAUUGUUUGUGCUUUUCAUUAAGGUUCCCUCGGCCAGAUAGAUAGAUAGAUAGAUGGAUGGGAUCCCAAGGCUUUUUUAGUUCAUUGAAACAUUUAUAGCACAAACGCGCGUUCGCUGGGCUGGCAUUUAAUUCGCUAAUUGCUAAUGCGCUCGCAGCUUAUCAAAGUGGAGCAUCAUAACCUAUUUUUCCUCUUCUAUUUUAUUUGAUUUUUGUCCUCUUGCUACUUUUUUUGACCGUCUGCCUUGUUUUGUUUGUUGUUUUGCUUUUUGUUUUAAUUUAGCCGCAUAUUUCAGUACAAAUAUUUGAUAAGAACAUUCGAAUUCGCACGUCUCGCGGCGAUAAUUCGGCGGCAUUACUCAUUCGCCGCGUUGCCCGCGACUUGUUUGCCCGCUUGCGGUUUACAGUUAGACCUGCUUCCGGCAGUUAAACUUUUAAUUUCGAGCGCUUUAAUUUUUAAUUCUGCAUGCCUAAUGCGAGACUGAAAUUCAUUUUCGAUUCUGACGCAGCAUCCCAUAAAUGCGGUUUACGAAAAUGCUUAUUCGAGCAGGUUCAAAAUACUCUUAAUGAUGUGGUAAUUCCGCGGAGACCACACCGCAAAAAAACAAUGUUUAUUACUUCGCAGUUUCACGCUAUUCCGUUCAUUUCCCUUUCAUUUUUAUAUUCGAUUUUUACAACACUGUUUUUAAUGCGUUUUCAAAACUAACACUUCUUUUUAGCUCUUAAAAGUCCAGAUGUUAAAUUUAUGAAAUGAAAAUUAUAUUGAAAUAUAUAGAACAGAUUUCUUUCGGUGUCCGUAUAUUUUUGGAAGUCGGCACUCUGCUGGCGAUAAUCUACGCUAAGCUGCUGGCUAAUUGAAAUGUUUAUGGCCGGACGUGAAGCGCGCCAGUUAUUACAGAUUUCUGAUGAAGCCUUGUCGCUGGCAAUUUAUCUAAACCUCUGCCCAUUAGCGGGCUAUUCGCUGGCUUCGAUCUAGCCACUCUAUCCAUGGAGAGAGUCCAACCACCCAAGACUCUCCGUUUUUAUCUAAUUAGGUAGUCAAAACAAAAAAUAGAGAAAAGAGAACGCCGUAUAAACUGUGUCACUAAACAAAAAUCCGAGCAGCAAGGGAGGGGCGCGGUGGAGCUCAACUUUGCCCAGAGAAUUGUGUCAGAUAGAUAAAAAGAAAAACGAUGCCAGCGGCAACGACUGCGACAACGACGAUGGUGGCAAUGAUGAUGAUGAUGGUCGUGGAGAUGGUGAAUGGUCAUAUCGCUGUAACGAUGGAUGAGGAAGGCGUCGGGGCAGCCACUCCUUUCAGCACAAUAAUUAUAACCUCGAUUCCCCAGCUUUAUGGUAGAGGAGAACUGGCCCCGAAAUUGUGGAGCAUUUGAAUAAUUUUACAAGAAUGCAAUCAACGUGAAAACAGAACGAAAAAGAAGAGAUUGUCAAAUGAAAGAAAAAAGUCAGAAAAAGUAGGCGGUGGCCUUUGUUGAUUUAAAUGGCACCCGAAAUUCCGAGAGGGAACUUUGGCUAUAUGGACAACUAUUCAAAUUGAGGUCAUUCAUCUCGCUUCGUUGAGCGCGCUUAAGUGAAUUAUGUAUACGUAGUGUGUAUACGUAUAUCUAUGUAUGUGUGUGUGGUCCGUGUGGAUAGGGAAUCAGAAUCGGAAUCGGAGGUCUGGAGUAUUUGAAGGCGGGUCAGCAGCUCGGAUGAGCAUGUGAAUGGGAAAAAGAAAAAGAAGAAAUUAUUCCCCCGAAGGUGGUUCCAUUUACACGUUGUGGAAAGCCUUUCUCCAAAUCCCCGCUAAUUGCCCGCAAUUUGCCAUUGGAAUCUGUCAAUCGCCCGCUGUUCGAAAAAUCCACACAAUCUGAUUGAAUCGAGAUCGACGCCCUCCGCUUAGGAUUUCCAUAAAUAUUUGCCAGCACUGAAAUUUUGAUAUUUCUUGACGUUCUCCAUCCGACUCGUUUCGUAUCGUUUCGUUUCGGUUUGGUUUACUUUGGUUUAGUUUUAUUUCGUAUCGAAUCGUAUCGUAUAGUAUCGGUAUCGUUCGCCUGGCUUUAUUUGAUUUUCUUAUGGGAGUAGGUCAGUUCAAAAUUUGCAUAUAUGGCUGCCUUUGAUUUCUCGCUCGAUUUUUUAUUCAUAUUCUGACUGUUUGCCCUGCCCCAAAAACGUAAAUGUGCGAACACGUGCUAUACGUACGAUGGUUUUCUUAUCCAUCGACUUGUUUGGAUUUAGUUGUAGCGAUUAUUGGUUAUAAAAUAAGCGUAGAUUUUGCUUUAUCUGAAGUGGGUUGUGUGGUGUGGACAUACCGAGGAGUUGGGUCAAUUGCAAGGUAAAUAGAAUGCAACAAUGAAACAGUUUGUCUAGCCAUUAUGUAACUAAAAUAUGUCUAUAAAUUCGAUUUGUUAAACGGUAAAGCUUCAGUUGAGAUUCUGAAAUAUUGCUGAAAGCAUGAAGUUGGCUCUGGUACUCUUGGCAGGACUGUGCAUCCUCUGUGAUUAUUUCACUUCCGGACAGUUUUACACCUACAAUGCAGAUGAAAUAUGCAUAUGCUCGGGUCAUUUGGUGAACGAUUUGGUUCCGGACUGCGAAGAUUGCGCCGGUUACUACAUUUGUGGCGAUGGCUCCUACGAGAAGGUGAAGUGCCCUCAGGGUCUGAUUUUCGACAUUUCCUUGAAGACCUGCGUACUGGGUCAGUGUCCAAGAUUCGAUGGCACUUGUUCAGCAAACUCUACCGUCCCUCCGCCCGUCACCACGACCACGACCACAACCACAACGACUGCAGCUCCACCUACACCUACAUCUACUUCAGGACCUUGUGACGAUAAUGUGACGUGUCAAUUGGAAGAAAACAGUAUCCCCCAUCCGGAUCAUUGUCGAAAUUUUUACACCUGCUAUGGAAAAUGCGCCGUUUUGGGACUCUGCGAGCUGGGAAAAUGGUUCGAUCGGGAGAGAAAUGUGUGCGAUUAUUCCUAUAGUGUCACAAACUGUCCCGCCAACCAGGACUAAGACACGCCACUUUUAGGUAUUAAAGAAUAUUCUUUUCUUGAAUUUAUUCUUCCUCAUAUUGUUACCUACGUAUAUCUAUUGUUCGCCUAUAAAAAUCCAUCAAUAUUAUAUCAGCAAAAGUAAAUACUUGUGCUUUAUAACCAAGUUGUGAUUGGUGACGGACUCCAGGGGGACUUAAAGCUGUAAGAAAAGUAAAUUAACUGUGGACCAACUGCCAUCGGGGAAGAUUAAAUCAAAUAAAUAUGUGUCAUGGCAAAUCGAAGUGAGGCAAAGUUAAUUUGAACGGUCAUUAAACUGCAAUUGUACUCAUGAAUAGUCAGCGAAUAGGCAAAAAUCCAACAACAUGGCGAUAAUUUACGCAAAUUGCUUGACACAAUUUUGCAGUUCAUUGUUAUUGUUGCUUCUACUAUUAUUGCUGUUAUUGUUGUUGUGUGGGAGCGUGUGGGCGGUUGCUGCGUUCGAGUUGUUGUUGCCGCUGUUGCCACCGCCGGCUGAGAAAAGCAACAAAUUUAGCACGCAACUAACAAUUUUAGCUGUUCCAGAUAGAGCGGCACACACUCGCAAACUGACUGGCACACCCAGGUGCAUAUGAAAGCAAACAAAAGUAAUGCUCAGCUUCGUACACGGCGCGAAAAAAGGAGUGCA
Molecule: messenger RNA, 3990 nt
Organism: Drosophila mauritiana
Lineage: Eukaryota; Metazoa; Arthropoda; Insecta; Diptera; Drosophilidae
Exons: 2
Coding region: 2788-3345 (185 amino acids)
Cellular component (GO): extracellular region
Molecular function (GO): chitin binding
Source: RefSeq, a predicted model, not a curated record